AGGUUUCAGACCACUGCGAGGGGGAAGUAAAACAAAUACAAUAAAAUGUUUAUUUCAGAAACCAUCUAUUUAAACAGUUCUCGGGUGUUUUCCCUCUACCCUGGAUAAAAAUGAACAAGGAAGCGGGAAGGAAUCAACAUCACUGUGUAUAAACAGUCAAAUAGUUGAAAGAUCUAACAUUAUGUCAGAAUUUCACGAAUCUAUUAAGUCUCUAAUAUCAGAGGUUGAAAAGUUUCUAAUAGAGGCAUUGGAACAUGAGAAACUAGGAAAAAAAGCAAAAAACCACAAACAAGAAAUAAUAGACAAAAUAUGCAAACUGAAGGAAAAGUGGCCAGCAUUAGGAACUGCGCACACCUCAGAUCAAGUUAAACCAGCAAAAGAUCUUCCAAAAGAUGAUGAAUCAACAAGAACUGGUGGUAGUUCUAACACAGAUGAAACAGAAGAUGCUUAUUCUGAUUGUAAUGCAGACAUUCCAAAUGUGCCAGUCGUGGAACUUACAAAUUUCACAAAGGCUGGAUUUUUGGAAAAGAAAAAACCAACAGGUCUUAGGAAUAUGCAAAAGAGAUGGUGUGUCAUCAAAGGCAAUAUAUUUUACUACUUUGAUGGUAAGACAUCAAAGAAAAUGAAUGGAGCAUUCAGAUUAGCAGAUUAUAGUUUUGAAGAAGCACCAGAAAUGACGAAGGAUGAUAAGAAGAAGGAACUAUGCUUUAAACUUGUUAGUUCCGCCAACAACAGAACCUAUGAAUUGAUGACUACAACUAAAAGUGAUGUCGAAGAAUGGAAAACUGCAGUCCAACAAGCAAGUGCUGUUGUUCCUACAAAAAUGAAAGAUUUUGAUAACGACGAUGAUGGUGAUAUAUAUGAGCCUGUUGGAGACGAUGCACAUGAGUCACAAGAACUUUAUGAUGAUGGAACAGAAGGAGAUAUUUAUGAAGCAGAACCAGUAGCUUAUCCACCAAAACCUAUACAAGAAGAUAUUUAUGAUGAGGGAGCAUCUGCCCCAAUACAAGAUGAGUUGUAUGAAGAUGCAUCAACUCCUUCUGUGCCAUCUGUACCUCCACCUCGAAUUGCACGUCCUCCGCCGCCACCCGUUCCUGAUGAGGAUCCUUACCAAUCCAGACCACUUCCACCUAUAAGGGAGCCAUAUAAAAAGACAGAAGAACUUCCCCCACCUCCACCACCAGUUGAGGAGGAGGAACUAAAGUCUUACAGAAAUAAGGAUGACUUUGAAAAUAUGUAUAUUGGGAAAUGGGAUUGUACUGGGGAUAAUGAUAAAGAGCUGUCCUUUAAAAAGGGUGAUAUUAUUUAUAUUAUAAAUAGAGAUUUUGAUGACCGCUCAUGGUGGGUAGGUGAAUUAAAUGGUAAAUUUGGAUUGGUACCAAAAAAUUAUCUCACAGAGGCUUAUACAGAGACACUAACAUUCUGAUCAUUUUUAGAAUUUGAUAGUAAUUGUAAUCAAAAUUAUUUACUCUUUCCUCUUACUUCUAUUGUUAGUUGAACCUUAUUAUAUCUUUUUAUUCUCUUUUGGAUAACUUAAGAUAUUUGUGUCGACAGCGGAACAGAGAGACUCAGUUUUUUUUUUCUUGUUUUGAGUUUAGACGGAACAAAUAUUUAUUUUUGUGAAGAUCUGAUUCAGAAUUAAAUUUUGACAUUUGAAUACUAUGUUUUGACAUUAUAAAUGAAAAGUAUAUUUUCAUAUCUGUUUUUCUUUUUUCAGAGAUUAAAAAGAGUUUUCAACAGAAAUGGUACUAACUUUUCAGAACACUUUCUUCUACGGUUUUUUUCCCCAAAAAAAUCUUUUAAUCUCAUUCAAUCUUAUGUCCAAUUUUGUCGAUCUUUUCCAUGGUGCAUUUCACACAGAUUUAUUAAAUAUAAUAUUAAUAACUAUCAGCAGCUUUUCCGAUUGAAAUAUAUUUAGAUUUUAGCACCAGGAAAUAAAAAUUUCUAAAUCUUUACAUAAAAAUCCAAUUCAAAUUCAAAAAUGGUUAUGCUGUAGCAGUAUUUGACAUUUUUUACAUAUUCAGAUGUUUCAAAUAUUUAAUAUUGUAGAUAUAUUUUAGUUAUACAGACGAACAAGUUUUUUUUUAACUUGCAUUACUUUGGUUUCAUUACUAUUCCUGGGGUUCUCUAACUUUUCAUCAUGACUUUGCUUUUUAAUUUAAUCUUAUCAUUAAUUUUUCUUAAUCUGUGGAAAAUGAAAUAAAAAGCUUCUGUUAAAAAAAGUCUUGAAACAAGUUGUUUAUAUAAAUACAUGCAUGGGAUGACUUUCCUCUGCAAGGUGAUUAACAAUAACUAAAUGUUCAUAAAAUAUUUAUCAAUAGUUCACCGAAAAAGAUCACGAUUACACAAUGAUACACGUAUAUUCAUGAAUACUUUUAUAAGUGUUCAUGAAAGGCAAAUGGACAAGAAUGGUUCAUGGGUAGCAAAUUUCAAGUUUUUAUUCAUGAUUUGACAAUAUUCAUGAACCGUUAAUGAAAAAAAUCAGUUCGUGACAUUUUGAACUGUUCCUGUUUUUCAAGAAAAAUUCAUGUAUAUUGUGCUGUCAUUAAUCACACAUUGACAGACAUUCAAAUAUUCUUAAUUCUUGAACAAAAAAUGUCAUUCAUGUUCAUUUGCAGUGCAUGAAAUUUUUGCAGAUUUUAAAUUUUUUUUAUUGAAUCACUGACAGUUGCAAUUGAAAGAGUGUUUCAUAAAACUUGUGUGUGUCAUUUUGACAUAAAGAAGUACUAAGUGCAAUACAUAUUCUGAAAGGUUUAACAUUGCCUACAUAUUAAUCUUUUAUUACAUUGCCAUAUAAGGAUCAUUUCAUUCAAUGCUGUUCAAAUAAAAAAAAACAUAUUCAAUUUAUAUUUUGAUACAAUAAUGAUAAUGAUAAUAAUAAUAAUGAUAAUAAUAAUAAUAAAAAACUUAGAAAGAGAAGAAACAAACAAAUUACCGUUUUUAAAACAUGGUUAACGCUAAAAUUAAACAUUGAAAUUGAAAGUAGUAUGUAAGUUUUAUUCUAACGAUUUAUCAAUAAAAGUUGUAAAUUUUUAAAUCAGCUUUAAGAACAAUGUAAAAUUAUAGACAACAUUAUAUUGUGCGUAAACCAUCACACCAAAUACACAAGGGUAAUAAUGCACAUUCAACAUACAAUUGUGAGACAUUUGUUUCAUAAAUUUAUGAAAUAUUAUUAAUUAUUUAAGGUGAAAAGUUAUCAAAAUGAUUUCCAUCUUAUUGAAUUUCAUGAUGUUUUAAUAUUCAGCAACUAACUUAUUCAGGCAGUUUUAAUCCAGGUUGUUUGUAGUUGUAAUUCUCUAUAAAUUAUGCCUAUUCAAUCCAAACGUAGAUGGUUUUGACUGGUAUCUAUUUAUGAAGUGAUACAUUUUUUUGAUUGCUUUUAUUUAAAAAACAUCAUCUGAUCACAACUUUUUUAGUUCCUUUGGGUUGUGAAGAUCCGUUCUAUGCUAAUCAUAUUUUUACAAAAGUAUUUAUCAUUAUCAACACCAAAACAGAUCAUUUAUAUAUAUGAAAAAAAUGUAAAAAAUAGCAGUAACAACUGACACUGAAAUUAAAUGUCACUGCCUGCUCAAAUAAAAAAAAAAUUAAAUAUAUAAAAAAAAAUGUUGAAUUUUUAUUCCUUUUUCUGGUAAAAUACUGCUGCAUCUAAACCACAAAUCAUGGUCAACCUUUCAAUACUGAUAUGUUGAAUUGUAAUGGUUUACGUAAUGACGAAAUAUCAUUACUUUGAUCAUUUUAGUUUACAUUUGAUUAUUGAUUGUCAUUUAUAUAUUUUUUAUUGAUUGACACCAUGCAUUGUUGUAAAAAUGAUAACCCUUUUAAAUGCUUUUAAUUUGUGUAAUACAUUUUUAAUAAUUUUAAAAUUUAGACUGAAUCUUUUUUAUUGAACAAAUAAUUUUCAUAGAAAAUUAAAAAGAAAAAAUAACUAAAAUAAACUUUUCCAUGGACGAAUUA
Molecule: messenger RNA, 3954 nt
Organism: Mytilus californianus (California mussel)
Lineage: Eukaryota; Metazoa; Mollusca; Bivalvia; Mytilida; Mytilidae
Product: src kinase-associated phosphoprotein 2-like
Exons: 7
Coding region: 182-1426 (414 amino acids)
Cellular component (GO): cytoplasm; plasma membrane
Molecular function (GO): protein binding
Source: RefSeq, a predicted model, not a curated record